Molecule: messenger RNA, 1086 nt
Organism: [Candida] anglica
Lineage: Eukaryota; Fungi; Ascomycota; Pichiomycetes; Serinales; Debaryomycetaceae
Source: the annotation of a GenBank genome assembly
AUGUCACUUUCCGACAUAUUACAACAGGUCCAGCGGAAGGGGAGGCUCCCCGUGGGCCAGGCGUCUGCUGGCAAGGAGUCUGUGACGAAGCAACCCAACAACGGAGGCGGCGUGAAAGUUGAUAGAAACACAAGAGACGGGUCUCAAGGGCAAAGAGUUGUUGAUCCGGUGGUUGCCCGGUUGAAAGCAGCAAGAAAGCUUGAGAUGGAGAAGAAAGAACAGGCAAAACGAGACAAAAUGGGCCAACCAUCAAAGAAAUUGGUUGCAAAGAUCCCCAUGAGAAAGGCACCAGCGCAACCACAGACUCGUAGAAACGAUCCUCGAACAAAGGGGAAUAGAGGCGUCACCCCGACUGCUUCGGGAAGAAAUCCUGCCUCGUCGUCCACUACGCCAACUGCGCCACCUAAAAAGAAGAUGAAAUUCAACGAAUUGAUGAAAAAGGCGUCCCAAAUCGACCAUUCAAAGUUGUCCAUCACUCCAACCAUCCGACCAAAGUCCACCUCUACAACGCCACCCAUUCAAAAGAGACCAACCGUGGCGUCAAAGAGACCACCACCACCUCCUCCUCCUCCUUCAUCCAGACCAGUAUCGUCUAAAAGACCCCCCACCACCUCCUCCACUACCGCUUCGAAAAGACCUCCAGGGGUGCCGGGCACAAACACAAGACCUUCAGGUCCCUUGCCCAUACGGAAACCAUCAUCGGCCUUGGAGAGGAAGCUCAAUUCGAAAAAAAACCUGCUGGUACUGCUGCUGCGUGUUGGCGAGUCCACCUCGUAUGGAUACUCCGACUACGAGUCUGACUCGGCCGAUUCCUUCAUUGUAGACGAUGAAGAAGAAGAAACUGCCGCUGCUGCUGCCGCCGCCAAGACAGACUACGAUCGAGACGAGAUCUGGGCCAUUUUCAACCGAGGCAAGAAGAGAUCUCACUACGAAUACGACGACUACGAUUCCGAUGAUAUGGAAGCCACCGGGGCUGAAGUGUUGGAAGAAGAAAGAAGAUCAAAGAGAAACGCCGAGUUGGAGGAUCGUAGGGAGUGGGAAGAAGAACAAAGACGUGCUGAGGAAAAGAGAAGACGGAAAAGAUAA